Molecule: messenger RNA, 2902 nt
Organism: Equus quagga
Lineage: Eukaryota; Metazoa; Chordata; Mammalia; Perissodactyla; Equidae
Gene: TNK1
Product: tyrosine kinase non receptor 1
Exons: 13
Coding region: 256-2244 (662 amino acids)
Biological process (GO): cell surface receptor protein tyrosine kinase signaling pathway; protein phosphorylation; positive regulation of kinase activity
Cellular component (GO): basal plasma membrane; signaling receptor complex
Molecular function (GO): protein binding; transmembrane receptor protein tyrosine kinase activity; ATP binding
Source: RefSeq, a predicted model, not a curated record
AGGGAGGUUUCUCAGGGUCCGGCCUGGCGGAGGGAGGGGCCCGCCAGCCGCCCUCGCAGCCUUUACCUGUCCUGCCAGGGGACUGGGGGCGCGGCGCAGCCCGAGUCCCGCCCUCCGCGGCCUGGUCCCGCCCCUCUCGGGAUUUAGUGCUGGCAGCCCGGGCGGCUCCCAGCCGCCGCUUCCGCCUUCGCCAGGUGAGGUCUGGAUAAGCGGGGCGCCCGGAGCUGGGGCUGGCGGAGCAGCCGUCGCUUGGACAUGCUCCCCGAGGUGGGCUCCGUGUGGCUGCUGCGGCUGCUCCGGGACAUCCAGCUGGCUCAGUUUUACCAACCCAUCCUUGAGGAGCUUAAUGUUACUCGGCCAGAACACUUCGACUUUGUGAGACCUGAGGACCUCGAUGGCAUUGGCAUGGGCCGGCCUGCUCAGCGCAGACUGGCUGAAGCUCUGAAGAAGCACCGUUCAGGGCUCAAGUCUAAGAACUGGGUCUACAAGAUCCUUGGGGGUUUUGCCCCUGAGCAGAAGGAGACCACCCCACCCUCGGACAACACUCAGUCCCUCCCUGAGCCAGAGGGAGGACUCAAGUGUCUGAUCCCAGACAGUGCUGUGUGCAGAGGGGAGCUGCUGGGCUCCGGCUGCUUUGGUGUGGUGCACCGAGGGCUGUGGACACUGCCCAGCGGCCAGAGUGUCCCAGUAGCUGUCAAGUCCCUGCGAGUGGGUCCAGAAGGCCCCAUGGGCACAGAGCUGGGGGAUUUCCUGCGAGAAGUGUCCAUCAUGAUGAACUUGGAGCACCCACACGUGCUGCGACUGCAUGGCCUCGUACUGGGCCAGCCUCUGCAGAUGGUGAUGGAGCUGGCACCACUGGGCUCCCUGCACGCGCGUCUGACCGCUCCGCCCCCUACACCUCCGCUGCCAGUGGCCCUGCUCUGCCUCUUCCUGCGGCAGUUGGCGGGGGCAAUGGCGUAUCUGGGGGCCCGCGGGCUGGUGCACCGAGACCUCGCUACGCGCAACCUGUUGCUGGCUUCGCCACGAAUAAUCAAGGUGGCCGACUUCGGUCUGGUGCGGCCGCUGGGCGGUGCCCGGGGCCGCUAUGUCAUGGGCGGACCCCGGCCCAUCCCGUUUGCCUGGUGUGCUCCAGAGAGCCUGCGCCACGGGCUCUUCUCUUCUGCCUCGGACGUGUGGAUGUUUGGGGUGACGCUGUGGGAGAUGUUCUCCGGGGGUGAGGAGCCCUGGGCUGGGGUCCCACCGUACCUCAUCCUGCAGAGGCUGGAGAAGGACCGAGCCAGGCUGCCUAGGCCUCCCCUCUGCUCCAGGGCCCUCUACGCCCUCGCCUUGCGCUGCUGGGCCCCCCAUCCUGCUGACCGGCCUAGCUUUUCCCACCUGGAGGGGCUGCUCCAAGAGGCCUGGCCUCCUGAGGGACGUUGUGUGAGGGAUGUCACAGAGCUAGGUGCCCUGAGAAUGGAGUCUGGGGACCCCAUCACUAUCAUCGAGGGCAGCCCCGACUCUGCAACCUGGAAGGGCCAGAAUGGUCGCACAUUCAAAGUGGGCAGCUUCCCAGCCUCGGCAGUGACGCUGGCAGACUUGGGGGGCUUGCCAGCCACCCGUCCAGUCCACAGAGGCUCUCCUGCCCGGGGAGAACGUCGCCAGGGAAGCAUAGAUGGGGACAGAGUGAAGGCAAAGCUUCGGGAUCCCCCUCCAGCCCGGGGCCAGAGAAGGGGUGUGCCCCUGCAGAAGAUGAAAGGCAUUUCCAAGAGUCUGGAAUCGGUUCUGUCCCUGGGUCCCCGCCCCACAGGAGGUGGUUCCAGCCCACCGGAACUUCGACAUGCCAGAGCUGUGCCCCAGGGACCUCCAGGCCUGCCACCCCGCCCUCCCUUUGCCUCAGGCUCUUCUCAGCCCAGUCAGACCCCCAGGGAGCAGCCUCCCUGGCCCAAAAGAGAACCCCCCCACAGUCACCCCAUGGGCGUGCCAGGAGCCAGCAAAGCCACCGUCCCCUCUGGAGGCCUCUCACCCGACUCCGAGUUUCAGAGGAGGAUUAUGGAGGUGGAGCUGAGCGUGCAUGGAGUCACCCACCAGGAAUGCCAGGCAGCACUGAGGGCUACUGGGGGAGAUGUGGUUUCUGCCAUCCGGAACCUCAAGGUAGACCAGCUCUUCCACCUAAGUAGCCGAUCCAGAGCUGACUGCCGGCGCAUCCUGGAGCAUUACCAGUGGGACCUCUCAGCUGCCAGUCGCUAUGUCCUGGCCCGGCCCUGAGCUCUACUCCCUUGGGCACAGACACCAGCCUGACCAAGGGCCUGGCCACAUGGGACCAAGCAGAAGCAGAAUAAGGUCCUAUCAGAGCAGACUUUCCCACCUGGAGAGAUCUUGCUGUAGCUGACACAGGAGGAGCCCAGGGUCGGGCACUGACAAGUGUCUCCUACCCUGCCCCUUGGCCUCUUGAGGGCUCAAGCUCCUUUGGCUGGGUCAUAGAAGGAUCUAAUUUACUCUGCCCACCACAUUCCCAACCAAAAGGAGGUCUUGGAGGAACACAGCUGCUAUACAUCAUACCCACAGGAAGCUUCUACUCACUACAAAGAAUGAUCAAGUAGCCAUACUGGACCAGGGGAAUAGCCAUCCUGAACUGCCAUCAGCUACCAUACUGGACUUUGGGGGCAGCCAUCUUGGAUGAUGGAAGCCAAACUGCCUUGGCUUCGUCUGGGGUCAUCAUGGAUGAUGAAAGUUGCUCUCUUAGACUCAAAGACACUUGAUCCUGGCAGCAUGGAUAAUGAGACAGGCCAGCCCCUCCCCAGCCCAGCUGUCAUAUUUCCUUUUGUUUCUUCCUACACCAAAUCUUUUUUCUACCCUCUCCCGUUACAUACAUUUUCCAAUGUCCAAAAAGUUACAAAGUUUAUAUGAAUAUAACAUACAAAGA